GAAGUGUCGAAUUAGCAAUGGCCACCUGCUAGAAGCCCUGAACUACCGUACCGAACGGUUUCACCGUCGGGAAUCGUAUUUUUUUGAACGCCAUCUCAGCGGCAACCAUAAACGACGGCGAGCUCCACAACAUACCACCAUGGCAGAACCAAAGCAAUCCACGUCGUGGAUCCCUCUGGAGUCCAAUCCUCAGGUCAUGAACACAUACACCAACAAACUCGGAGUGACCUCGAAAUGGGCUUUCACAGACGUAUGGGGUCUGGACGAGGAGCUCUUGCAGUUCAUCCCGCGGCCCGUGCUAGCGGUCGUUCUGCUGUUCCCGAUCACCGAGAAGUAUGAGGAUCAUCGCAGGAGUGAAGAAGCCCAAAUCAAGGAACGCGGGCAAACCGUCAGCAAGAAUGUGUAUUUCAUCAGGCAGACCAUAGGCAACGCGUGUGGGACGAUUGGACUCUUGCAUGCCCUUGCCAACAAUGUGGAAAACUUCGAACUGGGCGACGGACCGUUGAAAAGGAUCUUGGACGAGACUCUCCCGAAGUCUCCUGACGAUCGCGCGAAAGUACUCGAGGGCUCUAACGAACUGGCGGCCGUUCACGAGGAGAGCUCUCAAGCUGGCCAGACCGCGGCCCCGUCUAGGGACCAAGAUGUAGACCUACACUUCAUCUGCUUCGUCCGCAAAGACGGGCAUCUCUAUGAGUUGGAUGGUCGCAAACCGUUCCCCAUCAACCACGGACCAAGCGACGAUGUCCUCAAAGAUUCGGUGAAAAUCGUCCAGCAGUUUAUGGGGCGAGAUCCCGACAACCUUAAUUUCACGGUCAUUGCCUUGGCUCCGGCUCAAGACUGAGCCGCGCAGGCAGAUGGGUCGUUGUCGCUAUACGAGUAUCGGGCCCAGUGCGUAACUGAUCAGGAAAAACGGCGUGUAAACUAAUGGAAGCGGGCCUGCCUACAUACUGUAUCACCACGAAUAGGUCUUGUAUAGUUCUGUAUCUAGCUUUUUGGAAGGGGGUCGGGCAAACAAACCCCCCAAUGAGUGUACUUCAAAACAUAACGGAAAUGUAAUAUGUAUGAGCUGAAAAGGAAGGAAGACGGUGGC
This is a messenger RNA of Fimicolochytrium jonesii, 1090 nucleotides long. RefSeq lists its product as uncharacterized. The transcript has 8 exons. Gene Ontology annotation, molecular function: cysteine-type deubiquitinase activity. Lineage: Eukaryota; Fungi; Chytridiomycota; Chytridiomycetes; Spizellomycetales; Powellomycetaceae. The coding region runs from base 140 to 841 and encodes 233 amino acids. The record is from RefSeq and is a predicted model, not a curated record. Gene Ontology annotation, biological process: protein deubiquitination; ubiquitin-dependent protein catabolic process. Gene Ontology annotation, cellular component: cytoplasm.